UGCAUCCACCAGUCGUGAAUGAGCACAUACAUCCAUCCACUUUAGAAAGAACCCUAGAACAACAUGGGAAGCAGCAGCAGCGAUGUAGAAGCAGGAUUCGCAAAGCUCCAAGGCGAAGACUUCGAAUACUACAUGCAAACCUACUCCAUCAUCCUCGGCCGCAACUCCAAGAAAUCCACCGUCGACGUCGACCUCUCCUCCUUAGGCGGCGGCAUGAACAUCUCCCGCCACCACGCCCGCAUCUUCUACGACUUCCAACGACGCCGUUUCGCCCUUGAAGUCCUCGGCAAAAACGGCUGUUCCGUUGAAGGCGUCCUCCAUCUCCCCGGCACCCCUCCUGUCAAACUCGACUCUCAAGAUCUCCUUCAGAUCGGCGAUAAGGAGUUUUACUUUUUACUUCCUGUUAGAAGCAUUUUAUCUGCCCCAAUUGCCCCUCCACGUCAGCAUUUUUCCUCAAACCCUAGUAGUGUUAAUGUUAUGGUUAAUUAUCAGUCUCCGAUUAGGGUCAAGAAGAGUGGAAGGGGUAGGCUUGGUGGUGAUUUUGAAGAUGAGUAUGAGGAUGAUGAUGAUGAUGCUGUUGGUGGUGGGAAGAAGGUGAGGAUGGGUGGUGGAGAUGUGUAUGCUGCCGCCUCUGGUUCGGGUGGGAAAUCGCUUUCCGAUAAGAAGUCUGAGGGAAGGUCAAGAGUUGACCGAGAGUCUGACAAUCUUCAGCUGUUGCAGUUAGAAGAGAAAGAUGUAGUAUCAUCUGUAGCUACCGUGUUAUCAGAUCUUUGUGGGCCCAGUGAAUGGAUGCCGAUGGAGAAACUUCAUGCUGAGUUGGUGGAACAAUAUGGCAGCGUGUGGCAUCAUGGUCGCGUUAGGAGAUAUCUAACUUCUGAGGAUCAUUCGGUUCCUGAAGCCAAGGGCAAACCAUGGUUCGGGCUGCUUAUGUUAUUGAGGAAAUAUCCUGAACAUUUUGUUAUAAACACUAGGUCUAAAGGCAGGGUCACAUUGGAGUUUGUAUCACUCGUCUCGCUUAUUUCAUGAGAUCUCAGAUCUGUAAGGUGAUAAAGUGUUUUCCUUCUAACAAGAUUGCAAUGGAUCAAAAGUCUUUUCAUUGUGAGUAAAUUAUUAGGUCCCCAAUCGUAGUCAACUUAAAAUGUAUUGUGGUCGUGUAUGUCGAAUUGACCUUUUUUUGUAAUAAAUCGAUAACAAAACAUGUCUUUUUUUUAGAAUGUUAAGCAAUUGAUUGAGUUUA
Helianthus annuus (common sunflower) is the source of this 1237-nucleotide messenger RNA. Its product is annotated as FHA domain-containing protein FHA2. Gene Ontology annotation, cellular component: nucleus. The record is from RefSeq and is a predicted model, not a curated record. Gene Ontology annotation, molecular function: sequence-specific DNA binding; protein binding. The transcript has 3 exons. Gene Ontology annotation, biological process: regulation of ribosomal protein gene transcription by RNA polymerase II. Bases 64 to 1026 code for a protein of 320 amino acids. Lineage: Eukaryota; Viridiplantae; Streptophyta; Magnoliopsida; Asterales; Asteraceae.